GGAGCGUGAGAGCGAGUGUGUCUGGCGCCACGCGUUGCACCUGGGCGCGUGGGAACACACCUGGGGCACGUGGGGAAGGAAGGACGCGGAGGAAGGGGGCGUGCAAGCCAGACGGCGAGUUGGAAUGUGGUAAUGGGACUGGGAACGCUUGGAAAUAUUCAGACGUCGACGCCACGUGUACCUGACGGCCGACAGGACAGGUCCCUGGUAACUCAGCCUUCUUCAACACAUACAGGCAGUCAGCGUUGUGUUACCUGGCCCGGCAUGGCUCCAGUAGUGACACCUGCCGGAGAGCGCAUCCCUUUCAUCUCGUCGUCCCCGCCAGAGCGGUCUAGUCCAUCCCAGUCGUGCCUUGCCCGUAAUGUUCUCUUUCCGCCAGUUAAUGGACGACCUCUCCUGUUACUUACAUUGAUAGUGAUGAUGCAUGGAACGUGGAACGUGGAAGGUGCUCCCUUAAUGAAGCAAUUGUGAGCAGUGCAGUGUAUACAACAAGGGAGAGGGUCGGGUCAUGCCGGUCACUCCCUAACAUGAGGCAAAAAGUCUCCUGUUCCAACCAGGAGAUGAACACUUCCCGCCACAAGUCUGGCACGGUGGCACUGGCGUCCCAACAUCUUUACACUACCAACUUGGUGCAGCCACAACAGUUUCACCUGAGGUAACUUCUCGGCUUAGUCCGACCUGUACCUGCCCACUCGUCUUGAGAAGCCCCGGCAUCCUGUUCCUCACCUGUGUCCAUGAUGGUAACCGUCCAUCUCCAGGUCUGCCUUUUCAGAAGAGGACGCAGACCGCCGAGGCGUGCGGUUCGUCACAGGUCCUGCCACUACUGAAAGAAGAACCAAACCAGGGUGUCCUGACAUCCCCCGGCCUGCGGCAGGAAAGGUCUUCGUGCACUGGAUUCGUCAACUAUCUCGCUGCACCUUCCUCACGGAGGAAUUGGACCCUGCCUCGCACCAGCUGUCCUGGUAACACAUGGUGCUACCCAGGGAGGGAGGACAUUGCCUCGCUGCGGUUUCCACGGAGGAAUUGGACCGUGCUUCGCACCAGCUCCUGUCAACACGUGGUGCCAUCCAGGGAGGAAGGAACACUGCCUUGCUGCCCCUUCCACGGAAGAAUUGGACCCUGCCUGGUACCAGAUCUUUCCUGGUAAAACAUGGUACCAUCCAGGGAGGGAGGACACUGCCUCGCUGCGCCUUCCACAUAGGAAUUGGACCUUGCUUGCCUCAACACGCGGGAGGGAGGACAGACUGCCUAACUAAUUACAUGUUGCCAAUUAUUCUUGUAAUGUUUUUUCAUGUAAUGUGAAUGUACCCACAUUCUUCCUGUGUUCUGUGAUGUACCCACAUAACUGGUGUUAAGAAUUGAUAAAUUAUGAUUAAGAAAA
Molecule: messenger RNA, 1381 nt
Organism: Portunus trituberculatus (swimming crab)
Lineage: Eukaryota; Metazoa; Arthropoda; Malacostraca; Decapoda; Portunidae
Exons: 8
Coding region: 133-471 (112 amino acids)
Source: RefSeq, a predicted model, not a curated record